AGUGCUUUGUUUGUUUCCCCAAUCUGUUCCACUUCUCUGAAAAUGGCAACAUUUAUCCAGAGGGUAAAUGACAAAUGGGUCUAACUGACUGGAAUCGUUUCACAGCAAAAACACUCAAACCUCCUCCUUUUUCCAAAAGAAAAAAAAGUUACUAUGUUCGUUUUGAAUUUCAGUCAGUAAAUACUAAGUUACUGCUACUGAGUCGGCUCUUCUCUAUAAAUAGACUCCGAUCCCAACCCGCUUCCUUCGCCUCUCUAAAGAAACGGAGAGAAACCACCGAGUUACUGCGGUGUAGUGAAAAAAAUUAGAAAGUAGACUAAAGAAACUGGGAAUCAUUGAUGUGUGGGGAAAAGCUUCGUUCUUCGACGGCGACGUCGUUGCAUGUCGCCGCAUUUUGUGUCGUGGUGGCGGCGACGAUCAUCGGCGUCCAAGGUUCCCACAAAGUGUACCCGGAGUUGCAGUCUCUUUCCGCCGAGAAGGUCGACGAAACUCACCGGACCGGCUACCAUUUCCAGCCUUCUAAGCACUGGAUCAACGGCCCAAUGUACUUCAACGGCUUUUACCACCUCUUCUACCAAUACAAUUCCAAGGGCUCAGUCUGGGGAAACAUCGUGUGGGCCCACUCAGUAUCCAAGGACCUCAUCAACUGGCAGGCCCUGGAGCCCGCAAUCGAGGCCACGAAGCCCUUCGACAUCAAAGGCUGCUGGUCCGGAUCCGCCACCAUCCUCCCGGGCAACAAGCCCGUCAUCCUCUACACGGGUGUCGACAAACACAACCGCCAGGUCCAAGACUACGCCGUCCCCACGAACCUCUCCGACCCUUACCUCCGGUCCUGGGUCAAACCCAGCAAGGGGAACCCGUUCAUCGACCCGGACCGGUCCGUCAACGCCAGCGCCUUCCGCGACCCAACCACCGCCUGGUUCGUCAACGGGGAGUGGCACACCGUGAUCGGGAGCAAGCGUGACAUGGUCGGGGUCGCUUACCUGUAUACAAGCAAGGACUUCAAGAAGUGGGUUAGGGCGAAAGAGCCGCUCCACUCGGCUCGGGGAACCGGGAUGUGGGAGUGUCCUGAUUUCUACCCGGUUUCGCCCACUGGGCGGAGGGGCCUGGACACGUCAGCUGUGGGGAAGGAAGUGAAGCACGUGUUUAAAGUCAGCUUGGACUUGACGAGGUUCGAUUACUACACGAUCGGAGUGUACGACAAGGAGAAGGAGAAGUAUGUUCCGGAUGUGGGCUCGGUGGACAGUUGGGCCGGGCUCCGGUACGACUACGGUAACUUCUAUGCUUCUAAAUCGUUCUUCGACUACAAGAAGCACCGUAGGGUUUUGUGGGCUUGGGCCAACGAGUCCGAUGGUGAGGCCCGUGAUAAGGAUAAGGGUUGGGCCGGAAUUCAGCUGAUCCCGAGAAAGGUUUGGCUGGACCCAAGUGGGAAGCAACUGUUGCAGUGGCCGAUUGAAGAGCUGGAGAAACUUAGAAGUCCCAAUCCACGUAAAUUGAACUCCAAAGUUUUGAGGAAAGGACAGUACGUCGAAGUGGGAGGCAUCACUGCUGCCCAGGCUGACGUGGAGGUCACCUUCUCAUUCCGGAGCCUCGACAGAGCUGAGCCCUUCGAUCCCAAAUGGGCCGAUCUUCCGGCCCAAGAUGUCUGUCAUCAGAAGGGCUCGACCGUUCCGGGUGGGCUUGGGCCGUUUGGGCUGCUCACCGUAGCCUCCGAGAAGCUCGGGGAGUUCACUCCGGUCAUGUUCAGGGUGUUCAAGAAAGGCGGCAAGCACGUCGUUCUCUUCUGCUCCGAUGCCACCAGUUCUAGCCUGGCCAAGGGGCUGUACAAGCCGUCGUUUGCUGGAUACGUGGACGUUGACGUGUCUAAAACUAAGAAGAUUUCCCUGAGGAGCUUGAUUGAUCAUUCGGUGGUGGAGAGCUUCGCGGAAGGAGGGAAAACGGUGAUAACGUCGAGGGUUUAUCCGACGCUGGCAACAGGUACAAAAGCCCGUCUCUUCUUGUUCAACAACGGGACGGAGGAGAUCAAGGUCGACAAACUCACGGCAUGGAACAUGGGGAAGCCAGUCAUGAACGUGCCUUUGAAUAAGGGAGCAUCCAUUAAUUAACUCGGAGCUUUGAUGGAAUUAGCAUAAUCCACUAAGUAUAUGACAGAGGGCAGCCCAGGGUUACGUAAUGGGGAUCGAUCGAUAUAAUAAGGUAACAUGUAUAACUAGUCAGAUAAAGAGUUCAGUAGGGGAAAUAAGGUGACGAAAUCGAUCCGCAGAUGUUUGGUUGUGCGUAGUAAUUAGUAGGAGUCAUGGAUUAAGACAAUUAAGUACGUAUAUGUCGUAUUGGUUGUUUGCAUGUUUUUGUUGUUGUUGUUAUGUUAUAUAUAGUACAGUGCAAGACUUGUUGCCUGUACCUUGAUGUUAUUUUUCCCCACAAUCGGGGGAGGUCCAAACCGAUUAAACCGAAGCGAAUUAU
Linum trigynum is the source of this 2463-nucleotide messenger RNA. The record is from the annotation of a GenBank genome assembly. NCBI's taxonomy places the organism in Eukaryota, Viridiplantae, Streptophyta, Magnoliopsida, Malpighiales, Linaceae.